Messenger RNA from Eruca vesicaria subsp. sativa (arugula), 1160 nucleotides. NCBI's taxonomy places the organism in Eukaryota, Viridiplantae, Streptophyta, Magnoliopsida, Brassicales, Brassicaceae. The record is from the annotation of a GenBank genome assembly.
AUCCACUAUAAAACCUAAAGCCCAUUAAAGACCCACUAUAAACCAUUAUCAAAGCCCAUGAGAAAGUUUUGAAAAGAGAAUUUAUUUUUAUGCGUGCGUAUCAAACUGGACCACCAAACGUUAGGACAAGAUUUUGUCGACAACGACAUGCGUGAAUGUCAUAGGACUCAAUAAAUGUAGUGCCAUACAAGUCUCGCGAUGUCGCUCCCUUUGACAAUCCACUCCCCUUCAAACGCUGUCGUUCUCACGAAGGCUACCAACCAAACUCUUCUCUCACUAGACAUGCACCACUAAAAAGCAUGGGACCUCACAAGGGCGUUUUCGUAAUUUAAAAUCUCCUUAAAAAAAACGAUUACGUCUAGAGAGAGAGAGAGAGAGAGAGAGAGAGAGAGAGACCACAACUUCCACGGCGAAGAAGAAGAAGAAGAAGAAGAAGAGAAACUCUUUUAUCUCAUCGUCUCUAUCUCUAUGUGUCUAAUGGCGUUAUCUGAUGCGGUUCUUGGGAAUCUUGCGACGAUCUACGUGGCGGUGAUCAUAGCGAUCAAAGUCUAUGGAUUAAUCUCCGGUCAGAGCUUCAGCGCAGGGUUUGUAGUCGUCCUCUCGAUAACGACGGUUGGUGUUUUGCUCGCGGUCACGCUCGCUUGGGACGUGUCUCGUAGAGCCGCUGAUGCGGUUUCUCGGUACAACCGCGUUGUAGCCGGAGAGGAUCUAAGAAGCCACCGUCAUAGUCACGACGGUGGUGGUGGAAUUUGUAAAGGAGGGAUUUGUUGGCACGGUGUUGCGGUUAGGUCACCGGCUUCUCAGGUUCGGUUUAGGCUUCCACAACAUAUACCGUACGGAGCGUUUUGAGUACAUAAAAGGUUGUAUAGAUUAUAUUAUGUUUUUUUUUUUUGUAUAAUAGGAGUGAUGAGGAUAUGGUAUUGUUGUGAAGUUGAGAGUUUUUUUUUGGUUUUGUAUUUGAUAAUGUUGUAAUUUCUUAUAGUUGUGAUGAUUAUAUUAUGAAUUUUCUUGUUUUUUGAUGAUAUCGAUUUUGAGCAAUAAAGUUUGAGAGCUUUUUUUGGGGAAUUUAAGAUUGUUUUGUGAGAAGUGGAUUGUAACUUUGUAAGUUGUCUCAGUUUUGUAUCUUGUUAAUAGAGGUUGAAGUCUCAUGUUAAUAAGCA